Manis javanica (Malayan pangolin) is the source of this 8186-nucleotide messenger RNA. Lineage: Eukaryota; Metazoa; Chordata; Mammalia; Pholidota; Manidae. The record is from RefSeq and is a predicted model, not a curated record.
AUGAGGUCGGGUUUUAUUCUUGAGGAGGAGUUGAAGGGCUUUAUACUGCAGAUUUUCGUUUCAGUUGGACACUUAGGGGUGAAAGAUGGACCUGGAGAACAGAAGACCGGAGGGGAGAAAACCGAGCGCGCUGGGGCGGCCUGCGAGGCUGGCGGGCGGCGAGAAGCCCGAGAGCGGGCUUGGGGACGGCGCGGGGCCCGCAGGGGGCGCUGGCAGGACCGGGGCGGUGGCUGCGGAGCGCGCGGCGGGAAGCGCGAGCAGGCUGGCCCGGAGAAAGGGCUGCUUCAGGCGCAGGGACGCCCCCGGGCCGGCAGCUGGCACAGGCCCCCUCGCUGGGCUGAGUCGGGAAGGGCGUCGCGACCAACGGCGGGGCUGCAGGGGACGCGCGUCGUCAGGCGGGAGGCCCGGGCCGUGAAGAAGCCUCUGCGCGUGUGGAGGCCGUCGUGCGCCGUUCGAGAGCAGAAGCGGGAGGGAGGGAGCCGCACAGGGCUCGGCGGCGGGGCGAGGCCCGCCCCGCUUCCACAGCCGGGGCCGGGCAGGGCUGCGUGGCGCCCCCGAGGCCGCGGCCCAGCUCGGUUUGCUUCCCGGGCUCCCGCCGCGGUCUCGGGGCCCGACGCGCUCGGCGACCUCGGCAAGCUGCUGCCCCCUCCGUCGGGCUCCCCGACAUGCGAACAGCUUGUGGCCCGCGCGUCUUCACGAGCCGCCCAGCACCCGCUCGCCCAGUCUCCACGAGCCCGGUCGCCUAGGCAACCACGCCAACUUCCGGCCGGAGAAGAGGCCGCGGUUGGCCAGAAGCCACAUUUCCGCCACGUGACACCGGCCGGCGCGCGGGGGGUCGCACGAGGGCGCGCGUCUGGCGCCUGCCGCCCCGCGGGGUGGAGUGUGACUUCGGGCGGACCCGACGGCCGGGCGGGGCCGGGCGCGGCUGCGAGUGCCGGGGUUCGGCGCCGAAGGCGGCCCGGCGAGGCUGCUUCUGGAGCCGCCGAGCUGGAGCUGGCACUGGAGCCCCGCGGGGCCGCGGCCCCCGCGGCCGGGCAGCGGCUCCUGAAGGCCGAGGCCCCGGCGGAGGAGGCGCGGGCGGCGGGCUCCCGGCGGGGCGGCGGGGCCGGGGGCGCGCUGCGCGGGCUCGUCACGGCGGUGCUGUGCGCCGCCUUCCUGGGGCUGGGAAUGAGUAUCGCUAUAUUGGGCCCGACUUUUCAAGAUUUGGCAACAAAUGUGAACCACAAUAUCAGCAGUCUUUCUCUCAUUUUUGUGGGCCGUGCCUUUGGGUAUUUGAGUGGCUCUGUGAUUGGUGGAAUUCUUUUUGACAGUAUGAACCAUUUUCUACUUUUGGGGGUGUCCAUGUUUGCCACCACAGUUGGGCUGUACCUGGUCCCGCUUUGUAAGACCGCAAUGUUGCUGGUUGUCAUGAUGUCCAUCUUCGGCGUUUCGGUUGGCGUCCUGGACACAGGUGGGAACGUCCUAAUCCUGGCUAUCUGGGGGGAUCGCGGAGCGCCACCCAUGCAGGCCUUACACUUCAGUUUUGCGCUGGGUGCCUUUGUGGCCCCGCUGCUGGCCAAGCUGGCCCUGGGCACGGCGGCGUCUGCUGAAAACGGCACGGCGGCUGACUCGGGCCGCUCAGCCCUCAAGCAGUCAUCUGGAGCUGGCUCAGGACGUCUGCUCGGCAUUCCCGACGAUAUGAAUUUACUGUGGGCUUAUGCUGUUAUUGGUACUUAUAUUUUUGUAGUUUCCAUCUUGUUUUUUGCUCUGUUUUUAAAGAAAAGCUCAUGGCAUGAAAAGGCAAAAAUAUCUGCUCAGAGGUCCCGAAGAGCCGAGUUCCACAAGCCCCUUCUGUGUCUCCUCUUCCUGUUCUUCUUUUUCUAUGUGGGAGCCGAGGUGACGUACGGCUCUUACAUUUUCUCAUUUGCAACCGCUCAUGCUGGCAUGAAAGAAAGUGAGGCGGCAGGGUUGAACUCCGUCUUCUGGGGCACCUUUGCAGCCUGCAGGGGUCUGGCGAUCUUCUUCGCCACGUGUCUGCAGCCUGGAACCAUGGUUGUGUCGAGCAACAUCGGCAGCCUCGGGUCAUCUUUAUUUCUGGUGCUUUUUGACAAGAGCCCAUUGUGUCUCUGGAUAGCAAGUUCGGUGUAUGGGGCCUCAAUGGCCACGACGUUUCCCAGUGGUAUUUCCUGGAUUGAGCAGUACACAACCAUCCAUGGGAAAUCUGCUGCGUUUUUUGUAGUUGGGGCUGCUCUGGGAGAAAUGGCUAUUCCUGCAGUGAUUGGAAUUCUGCAGGGGAGCUACCCGGGUUUGCCGGUAAUGUUGUAUACCUCUUUGGGCUCAUCGGUAGCCACUGCAGCUCUGUUUCCUGUGAUGUAUAAAUUAGCCACCUCACCUCUUGAUCGCCAGCAAAAGGACCACAGAAAGAGUGAGGACCAGACAGCUCUGCUCUCCAGCUCUGGGCUAAAUGACUGUGAGGAACAGAGUGAAGACGGCGAUGCAGAAAAGUGGAAUGAAAUGGACUUUGAAGUGAUUGAAACGAGUGACAUGACGAGGAAUUCUGUAACAGGGACGUCUGGAAAUACUCUCGUGGAGCCUACAGCUAAAGUCUGCGAACAACCCCCCUCCAGCGAGCUGGUGUCUGGGCCCCUCUGCAGCUAACAUGGCCUCAUCAUCUGUGAAUUACGGGGCAGGAAACCAGGGGAAGAGGGACUGGCACCUAGAGGAGGUGGAUUGUCCUCUGACCUCCAUCGUCACCACCAGUUCUAACGAGGCCACUCAGCAGAGCGUCAGCAGAUUUUCAGCAUGCUCUGGGGAUCAGAACGUCUAGGUCAGGGUGUAGCAAACGCUAACAAGUUUUGGAACGCAUUGUAGUUCCCAGUCUUCCAUACGGAACCAGAGGCUGACUAAUGUGAAGAAGGCAUUUGGUUCAGAGAAGCGGGGCCCGUUCUACUAGAAUAAACCUGCCUAGUAUUAAGUCAGCUGAACAAGUUAUCACUCAUCAGUACUGUACCAGGGAAGUUGAGGGAAGUUGUUCCACAAAAGAACACUUUUGAAAAUGGACGGUUUUUAUUUGCUUUACCCUGUCUGUGCCUUUGCACCCGACUGCUACCGGCUCAUUUGAUACUGAUUUCUAGGAAGAAAACACAGAACGGGCCCUAAAGGCCUGGCUUCAGGCCUGGACUGCGGCUUCCUAGCCGUCCGGCUGCAUGAUGGAGGCCCCCCCUUUAUCUCAUCUCCAGAUCCAUGAUUCUAUAAGUGAAAAUGAAAUGGUUUUCAAACUAGGAACCCACGUUUAAGUUCAUGCCCGGUGUCUGCUAGAAAUCAUAAAGGCCACCCUGCUCUUCCUUUCAGAUGAGAAGUGAGACAAAAUAGUUUCAAGAAUGUGCUACUGAUAAUGAAGACCUAUCAGUUUAAGAGGCUCAGUGUUUAAUACUUUAUUUGAAUAAUUAUUUGAAGAGUACAUAUUUAUAGUACUGUAUUUCAUUGAUUCUAAGAUGCAUAUUUUUAAUGUCUCAAAUCAGAAUGUCUUAAAAUCAAUGAUCGUUUAACAUUGUGACAAUUGACAGUUUCCACAUACAUAUAUAAAGUCAUGUGUUUUACAGUGUCUUAGAUUCAGUAAAAUACAGUAAUGAAUAAUGGAGAUUUAAUUAUUUUUAUAGAUACUUUGAAAAGUUAUUUUUGUAUGCUCGUUUUCUCUGUGUUCAAAUGGGGUUUGGAGUGCUACGUUGCAAUUUUAGACACUGCUUCAGCGUCACUGGGGCGGCGGGCUGUGGACUGGGUCUCAGCCUCGGUGGUGCCCCUGCCCGGUGCGGUGCCUGGUGAACCUGGCUGCUCACCUUGCAGGGCCACCGUGUUGCAUCUGGUUGGCGUCCAAGGUGGGAGCUGAGACCCGGCCCCUCGCUGGCAUCUGCUCCAGGGGAUGGGAUUCUCGCGCCCCCCGGGCGCCUCCUUCCUGAGGCUGAAACACCUGGGAAAUCAAAACAAUUGUUAGAAAGUGGCUCAGUGGCCUGCACAGGGCGCCUCCCAGGACGCGGCAGGGCUGGUGUGGGCUGCGGUCUGGGAGGUGACUGCGCCCUUCUCACCAGGCGCUGCGCCGAUUGCGUCUGACUUGAGCCUGGUUGCGUGCGUCUGCUUCCUGCCGUCUGAUUUCUGUGAGCUUGCCCGUGUUCUUUCUUCUCAGUCCCUGCCCUUUGCCUUGCAGCCCUGCCACAAUACUGGCCCAUAUUGGUGACCUAACAGGUUUGCGGAGGGCGGUGGAAAAAUCAGCAAGCAGUGAGAGCCCUGUGCACCUUGCUGUCGUUAACCUGCGCUCUUCUGGCUGGAGUCUGCAGGCAGCCUCCCUCCAUUUACUGCUUUUCCCAGGUUGUUGGAGCCCAGGCAGCAGCAGCGAGAAGAUGCUGCUAUCAGCGGGGCCUGAAGUCAGAAACUGUGCGGUUUCUGACAGGAGGAUGGACCAUAAAAAUACCUAGACCAGCAACCGGCUCCUUUCGACUGGCUCCGUCUGCGCACACCUACAAAAGGAGAUGGAGCUGGAGUUCAGGCUGGACGUUGUCUGGCUCCGAAGCCCCACUUCUUUACAGAAGGCCUCGCCUCGGAGUGGCCGCUUGGCUAAGGUCAUCUGAGCCCUCUCUGACUUUGGGCCCACGCGUUCUGGCUUCCCUCCCACCUGUCCACGGAACUGCUGUAGCUCGAGAGGCCAUGCAGGUCACCAGAACUGUUUAGAAAGUUUUUUUUCCUUGUGGUUUGGGUGAAAGACUAAACUAUUAACAGCUGAUUAUUAAAAGGGAGGGAAAGUAAUUAUGAAAGUGUACUAGAAGCUUAUGAAAUAUGUUUUUGGUAAAAUGUCCUCACAGGUGAGUUACCAGAAAAGCAGAUGGAUCUCAUUAAAUGGCAGUUUGGCUGCAGACUCCAAGGACAGUUACCAGGAGGCACAUCCCCGUGGGAAAGCAAACCAGAGGUGCACCCCAAACACCUGACAGCUAGUCUGGGGCACUGACACCCACCCCCGUUCGUUUGGCUGCGCCCAAUUUCCAUGAGGGAUUGAUUAUGUCUAAAUGAGAAUGGCCAUGGAAGAUCUACCAGUAAGCAGAUUCUCAGAACUCUAAAAGGAUGAGAGUAUCUUCCAGGCACCCGAGGGGCACGUUCACCACAGCACGCUGCUCACCACGCCCAGUGCUCUCCAGGCCUGGCGUGCCAUCCGCCACGUACAUCUCUGCCCUGAGACGCUAAUCUGUUUCCCAAGACAGGACGUGCGUGUCGCUCCCUGUGCUGCAGCCACAUUCAGGAGCCGGGACAAACUGCGCCCCCCGGGGUUGGCAGAUGAGCCAGGAUGGGGUCACGCGCCUCACUGAGCUCAGCUCAGUUUACUUCAGGAUCCUUCACCAGUGACUUAGACCCUGGGCACUGCAGGUCAAUUCUGCUUACAUUUAAAACUAAAUACCACAACCUGGACACUUAGCCUGUAAGAAGACAGAUGUUUACAAAACCUGCUUUAAGCUCUACCGACUGUUUGUUUUUGCAACUCUCUGGCUUCCCCAUCCUUUCAAAAAAUUUCAGUCAGAUGCUUUAUUUUCAUUCAUUCAGUUAUUAUUAAAAGUGCUUAAGAUGUAUUUGUCUCUGAAAUCUGCUAUGGCUGUUUGGAAUUUUACAUUAGUUUCCUUUAGUAGGGAAUGUUAAAGUUUUAAGUAGGAGGAUCACUUUGUUUUCUGAUUUUAUAAUUAAUAUAACUCAAGAGUUAUAGUUCUGAGUUUACUAGCCUUAUAGCAUUAGCCUUAUAGCAUUUUAUUGAUAAAGUGUUCUUUGUAAUAUGUCUACUUCUUGAAAUUUUAUUAAGGCUUCCUUUACGACUAGGUUAUGGUCCGUUUUUCAACAUUCCAUAAACACUGAAAAGGAAGAUAUCUUCUCUAGCACUGGGCUGUAAAGUCCACCUUAAAAUGCUGGGUGGACCUUCCAUGAUUGUACCUCUGGUCCCCUGGUCUUGGGCUGUGACAGAUUUUUCAAAUACUCCUAUCACUAUGUUUCUGUCAUUUUUUAUUACAUCUCCUGUUUUUUCUACUUUAUAAAGAUCCUUACAGAUUAUAUUUACUGUACAGGAAACACAUUUUAGUGCUCUUAAAAAAUCUCUGAAGUUAGUAAUUCUUGACGAACCAUCCUUAUUUAAAAACAGCACCGCUUUUUAAAAACUGCACUUUUAUAAGAAAGAAGACAUAUGGAAGGAGGGCUCUGGUCACACUGAGAGCACCAGUGGCGUGGUGCACGUCACUGAGGGCAGGAGAGAGGGGCUCCGCGGAGGGGCCCUCUGAGGGGCGGCUACCGCCGUUGGGUCAGCAGCCUGUAAACAAGCUGGGAAGCCUGCGCUGACUAGGACCACAAACAAGUGCAAAGGGGCUGAAGGCUGGUGGCAGUCACCCCGGUGACACACUGCCGUUCUAGCCGCGUUCAGAGGGAGCUGCUCCUCCACUUGACGCACAUUCACAGGCCAGCACAAGGCGCACUGCGGCCGACUCAGAGCGAGAGGCCAGGCUCUCCUGCCGUGCAGAGGGAACAAGGCUGCGUCUGACUCGGGGUUCAGGCUGACUCCUCCGGGAAGGUGAUUUGUGGGGUAGAGAAGAGCAGCCCAAGAAGGGACAGGUGUUCAGAAGCCAGGAGAAAUUGAGGUGCACUCCUGGACCUAAAUGAAGCUCACUACGGUAUACGUGGAGGGUACGUGUGACAGGGAGAAGGGCAAGAAACGGUGACAGAGAGGCAGCAGGUAGGGGCCGGGAGGGAGAGAGGCAGAGGGCAGGACAGGGAGAGAGAGAGAAUGCAAAAGACCGUUCCCCUCACAGCACAGAGUGGACGGGACGGCAGGUCAGGGUUCAAGGCUGCUGCAGGAGUUUAGCAGAGAAAUAACGGUGUUUGGGACUCGGAUGUUAACAGAAGGGAAGGAAAAAAAGAGGGUAUUUAAGAACUAUUUAGGAGAUGGAAGGGGAAAAGCCAACUUAUUCCAACAAGCUUAGCUUCUGCAGUUGCAUCAAAAUAAUCGUCUUUUAGAUUCUACCGCCCUUAAUGAGCUCUGCUUAAUGUAUUCUGGGUGACUGGCUAUAUUCUCUAAAACUUAAGAGUUUUUGCCAGUACACACUGUGGCAGCCAGAACGGUGCAGAAGAAACUGCCCAUACCUCACCAGCCCUUAAUCACCUUCCUACAUCAUCCAGAACUUCCAGAGCCCCCGAGAGAUGGUCCCACUCCCUGGUCACUCGGGUGGCAGCUGCUGCGAGUCUCUCCUCUGUCUGAGCUCAAAAGCUGCUUGACCUUGAGGCCAAGGGACAUGGCAACAUGAGGACGUCCAGACUAGAAUCCUGACGUCUUACUGUUAGCACAGUUCAUUCUCCACUGAAUCAUACUCGCAAUUAUUGGUUGGUUCUAAAACAUUUCAGUAACUUUAUAUAUUACUUUCCUAAAACAAGACAAAAUGAAACAAAUUUCACCCCAAAAUUAUUCUUCUCUAGCCUGAAAGCCAAAAAUGUAGCUUGAAAUAUGAUGGUACAACAUAUAAUCAUUCCUUUAACAACUAUGCUUUGUUUUUAAAAAAAUGUGCCACGUUAAUUGAGAUCUCAUCCCCUGCUUAUUUCAGGAGGUCUGGUGUUUCUCCUCGGGUUCUCGCAUUUGGAACUUCACCUGUGCGUCUUAUGCCCCUAUCCCAGCUCCGCAGCUCGUUGGCAGUGUGGCGUGGGGCUGGCCACUCACCCCGUCAGCUCAGUUCACUCACCCGUAAGGUGCCUACGACAGUCUCCAGACGUAGCAGGACUCAGUCAAGUUAACUACAGAUUUUCUACCUGGACUCUUAGAGUUGGGACAUUCCCAGGGUGCCAGCACUUCUCUAGGACCACUGGGUUUUGUGAGAAUGUUAAGUAAAUAUGGUAGACAGAGCAACUGGUAUUUUUCUUUCUUUUUAAAAAACACUAUUACAAAAGAAAUUGGGUGCAUGGACAUUGCAGUUCUAGGUUUUGAUGAACAUAGUGUUCCAUAAAAAUAAAAAAUUAAUUAUGAAACAAAUUGAGCCAUUUUAAUAGUUUUAGUUCAGCUGUGGUAUUUCUGAGAUUUUAAGAAGUUUGGUAGCUUAGAAUCCUUCCUCUGCUUUUCACACCAGUGUCCCCCCUCACACUGUCUGCGAGCCGCCUACAUUUCCCUGAAGAACGGAAUGGGGUUGCCCGGGACUGCGGGUCUG